GUUCCCUGUUUGUAGCUGCAGAUACCUGGGUCCCACCCCUCUUGAUUCUAGUUGGCCUUUUCUGCAGGGCUGAUUCAGUUGGAAACAGUUCCCUGGUAGGCUGGUAACAAAUUUAGGGGACAGUAAUUAUAUGAAGUAAAGCCUCCUCUGGCAGCCAAUGCUCUCUUCUCCAUGCCUCUAAGGAAGGGACUUCCUGUAAGGACUCCUUCUUGUUUGUGUGACGCUGACCAAGUGGUUUGUGGCCUGCUCUCACCUUCCUCAGCAGCCGUCACUGAUCAUCUCCAAACAUCCAGCUCCAGACCCCACGGAUUCUCUUCACAAGCAACCUGGGAGGAUAUUGGUGACGGGCCACUGCCUUCAGUCCACACCAUGGGACAUAAUGAUGUGGGUAACCCCUUAAAAAGAAGAACAAGAUGCUGGGGUAUUUACCGAAGGAGAUACAACAACUGGUCUGAACAAAUUAGUUCUGGCAUUCAUCCUUCAUCCCACCAGCAACAAGAUGGAGAUCCAGCAACAAAUGGCGCUCACAUGAGCACCCGAGUGAGAUACGCUCCCUAUGCUGUUCCACCAUGUCAUCGGAGAGGCAAUUCUCAGAAACAAGACCAAACCCAGACUAACAUGGAGGGAGAGCAAAAGCCUCCAGAGAGAAGAAUGGAGCAGGAGAAGCAGGAUGAGACCACAGGGAAAUGGUUCAAGAUCAUUAUUCCAUUCGGCAUCAAAUAUGAUGAGAAGUGGCUGCUGGAUCUGAUUCAGGGACAAUGCAGUGUCCCCUUCACCCCAGUUGAGUUUCACUAUGAGAGAAUGCAGGCCCAGUUUUUUGUUGAGGAUGCCAGCGUUGCGUUUGCACUGAAGAAUGUCAAUGGCAAGAUCUGGGAUGAGGCUAAUGAAAGGAUCUCUAUCUUUAUCUACCCCUCUGACACACCCCACUCUGUGCAGAAGGAGCUGAAGUCAGUAAAGGUGGAGCAGACAAAGCUUUUACCCUCGAACCUGAGAAACAAGACACCCUGCCAGCUGGAUGGCCUGUCUGACACUGUGCAGAAUGCCACUGACAUUAAGAACUUGAACCUCUCCAACAGUGAGGUGAUGUCUUUAGAGGAGCUGGACGAGGGCAAAAGUCUGCAGCCAGAAGAGAUGACUGCCGACAGAAGCACCCUGUGCACCGCCUUCCCUGAUAAAUCAACCAACAUAAGCUCCAUCCUGGAAUUGUUUCCCAAGUUAUUACGCCUGGAUAGCCAGGAGUCACCUUCACCAACCAGCGUUGGUAUUGCAGCCCACAAGUGGUUACCAACCUGCAGGGGAAGCUUCUUUGGAUCUGAUGCACUGAAGCGUCUAGUCCUGCAAUUCCUGCAGCAUUACUACUUGAUCUACGACUCCAGAGACCGUCAGGGUCUCCUCGGUGCCUACCACGAAGAGGCCUGCUUCUCCCUGGCCAUUCCCUUCAGCCCUGAGGACCCAGGCCCAAGCAGCUUGUGCGAGUACUUCAAGGAAAGCAGGAAUAUGAAGAAGCUCAAGGACCCCUCCCUGCGUGUUCAGCUGCUGAAGCAUACAAAAUGUGAUGUCAUGCGCUCCCUCUGUGUGCUGCCCAAAACUCAGCAUGACCUCAGCUCCUUCGUGGUGGACAUGUGGUUCCAGACGGAGAGGAUGCUCUGCUUCUCUGUCAACGGGGUGUUCAAGGAAGUGGAAGGCAUGUCUCAGGAUUCUGUUCGUGCCUUCACUCGGACCUUCAUUGCUACUCCUAUCAGCAAUUACAGUCUAUGCAUCGUGAAUGAUGAUCUGUUUGUGAGGGACGCCAGCCCCAAGGAGAACCAGAGCACAUCCUCUGUCCCAGUGCCCACACCCUCCUGCAGCUCCUGGCCCACCCUUUGCCAGAAGCAGCAGGAAAUGGGGCAGACUUUCUCCACCCAGUCUGGGAUGAAUCUCCAGUGGUCUCAGAAGUAACUUCAUGACAGCCACUGGGACUACAUUGGUUCUCACACAGUGCAAGGCCAAGCACAUGAUCCCAGAGGAGACCCUCACCCAGACUCCUCCAGGAUCCUGAGAACACAGCCCUGACAAGAAACUGUUUUUGUAGUCAUCUUCAUCUUCAUCAUCUUUGUUAUCUUUUUUCUCUAGCCUGAGUUAAUUUCUGACUGAGCGGGAGGUUUGCUGGGAGCUGGGAAGCCAACGUUUAACUGACGCUAAUCUGCUCAAAGACCAACUGUGUAGUUUCCCACUCAGGAUCCCUGAUUCUCUUCUUAAUAAAUAGUGGCAUUGCAUGUUAUGUUGAAUCUCUGAAAAAUCCAUCCAACGCCUGUAUUUUGAUCACUGGUCUAUAGAGAAAGAAAAGGAGACGCAAAGAGGGUCAGUGACUCUUGGAGAAUAGUAGGGUAGAGACUCAAAUGCUUAGACUUCUCUUUAAAGCCCAGGCUGUGUGUGUGCCCCAUGGCUGUGUGGCUACCAGGGUGGGGGAUGUUCUCUUAUUCUAUUAUAAAUGGGGAUAGUGUUCUGUGCCCCUAGUGCAUUAGUCAAAUGUUUUUAGGCAGAGAACAAUAGAACUG
Mustela lutreola (European mink) is the source of this 2537-nucleotide messenger RNA. It is a transcript of the gene NXF3, whose product is annotated as nuclear RNA export factor 3. Gene Ontology annotation, molecular function: protein binding; RNA binding. The record is from RefSeq and is a predicted model, not a curated record. NCBI's taxonomy places the organism in Eukaryota, Metazoa, Chordata, Mammalia, Carnivora, Mustelidae. Gene Ontology annotation, biological process: poly(A)+ mRNA export from nucleus. The transcript has 19 exons. The coding region runs from base 172 to 1938 and encodes 588 amino acids. Gene Ontology annotation, cellular component: cytoplasm; nucleus.